GUGUUGUCCCUGGAUCAGAACAGAGUCAACAGUCCAUUAUUCUGAGUGAAUUCUUUGCAAGUUAACAAAAUAUUUACCACAUUUUAUAGAUUCUAAAUGCCAUUGCCCUUCUCUCGCUGUCGCCUUUCGCCUUCUCAAUCUGAUGAUUCUGAUCCCUUUGCCGCUCCAUACCCUCUUCAAAGAUCAUCUCCUGGAACAACACUGCCACCAAAAUCGAACACCACAAGGCGAUUGAAACCAAAUUUCUCACUGUCUCGUGUGGGAUAUCUUUUUAAUAGUGAUGGAGUUUCUCUUUUGAUCCAGGCGUCUCGGUUGAUUGGGACGGGAACGUUUGGAUGCGGGACUGUGAUAGUGGAGGGAGAGGAUUUUAUUGCAGAAAAUGUCACUUUUGAAAACUCUUCUCCUCAGGGUUCAGGCCAAGCCGUGGCACUCAGAGCUACUGCAGAUAGAUGUGCGUUCUAUAAUUGCAGGUUUAUUGGGUGGCAGGAUACUCUCUACUUGCAUCACGGGAAACAGUAUCUGAAAGAUUGUUAUAUCAGAGGAAGCUUGGACUUCAUUUUUGGAAAUAGCACUGCUCUCUUCGAGCAUUGUCAUAUCCACUGCAAGUCAGAAGGUUUUAUAACUGCACAGAGCAGGAAAUCUUGUCAGGAAUCAACUGGCUAUGUGUUUUUGAGAUGUGUAAUCACUGGCAAUGGAGGAUCUCCAUACAUGCAUCUUGGAUGUCCAUGGGUACCAUUUGGAAGGGUGGUCUUUGCAUACACCUAUGUGGAUCAGUGUAUCAGAAAUGUUGGUUGGCAUAACUAGGGUAAAGCUGAAAAUGAGAGAAGUGCUUGCUUUUAUGAGUACAGGUGUUUUGGACCAGGUUCUUGUCCAUCAAAACGGGUAACAUGGGCUAGAGAACUUAUGGAUGAAGAAGCUGAGCAAUUCCUAUCGCACAGUUUCAUUGACCCUGAUCCUGAAAAGCCUUGGCUUGCUCAAAGAAUGGCACUGAAGAUACCAUAUUCUGCUUAGAAUUCAUUUCUCAAAGGUACCACUCAAUAUCUGUGCGUGUAUAUUAGGGAUAUGAUGGUAUUUAACAGUCAUAUUUGAAGACUAAAAUCUGCACCAUACCCUUUUCAAAUUUUCUUUUCCCUAAAGGUGCAGAAACAUUGCAAAAUGCCUAUUGGAGCAUAAACUCUAUCUUUAACU
This is a messenger RNA of Rubroshorea leprosula, 1188 nucleotides long. Lineage: Eukaryota; Viridiplantae; Streptophyta; Magnoliopsida; Malvales; Dipterocarpaceae. The record is from the annotation of a GenBank genome assembly.